AUGGGCCAACAACCUUCAAGUAGUGAAGAUAAUAAGGUAUCAGUUUCUGAAGUUGAUGACGAAGACAAGGAUAAGAUAAUGAAUAUAUUGGGAAAUGAAAAUUCAGUCCUUCAAUCGAACGAACAAAAUGAGAGAAAAAGAAAGAGGCAGGUAUUUGUAUUUUACUACAGGAAAGGUAAGAGACCCAAAAUAGAUCAGCCAACUGAGGAUGACGAGGAUGAGGGGGACUAUGAGGAUGAGAACGACGAAGAAAUUAAUGAUGAAGGAGAAGGAGGGGAUGGAGUAG
This is a messenger RNA of Pipistrellus nathusii (Nathusius's pipistrelle), 286 nucleotides long. The record is from the annotation of a GenBank genome assembly. NCBI's taxonomy places the organism in Eukaryota, Metazoa, Chordata, Mammalia, Chiroptera, Vespertilionidae.